GUAAAGUUUUCUGUCCAGGAAGGGGUAGUUAAGGUGUCGCUGUGUAGGCUACCUGGUUACGCUUGUAAUGUAACGUUAGUGCACGCUCGUUUGUCAAACUGUGAAGGUGAGACGUGAGCACUCUAAAAGAAGAUUCGUAUCCAUUUACAUACAUCAAACUCAAAGCUCUGGUUAUAGUCCUAGGUAGUCAAAAUAUAAGCUUCCUGCGGAAGGUGGUGCUACUGUUGUGAGUCUCCCUAAGACGUAAAAGAGGACGCUGUCUGUUUAAUUCUCGUCGGUAAACCUUAACACAGUUCCUUGCGUGGGGAUCUCUAUACAGCCAUGGACCCGGACAAUGGGAGGUACCUGAUGGAGAGGGGUCCCUCACCACCUUUGAGCUAUGUGUCCAUGGAGAGUGAGGAUGGCCAACAGCCUCAUCCAGAUAAAGUCAAUGAAGAACAUGUUUUCACUCCUAUAGGAGUGCAGCUGGAAAGAGCUGACUCGCCAGAGACCAGGAUGAGUGACACCUCUCAUGAGCAGCACUCCAGUCAGCCCAGAGAAGGAACAUUUCUCCCACAACAGGGGAGACCGGUUACAGUGUACCAACCAUUUGCUCUACGUCUGCCGGUGGUGGAGCCUGUAGUGCCAGAAUCAGAGGAGAAUCUCCCGCCCAUGGAACUGCCAUUCAUAUUCAAGUCAAUCCAGAAAACGCUGGAGCAGCUGAAUGCGGAAGAGCUGUUUCUGUUCAAGAAGUAUUUGAAUUACCGUCACCCAGAGCAUUUUGAGACUCUGAUGGAGGAUCUUGAUGUGCUGGAUGUUGUGGACAAGAUGCUGGAGCGCUGUGGCAAAGGAGGGGCUGUGAAGAUUACACUGCGCAUCCUGACCAGCAUGAAGAAAGACGAGCUUGCCAGUGCGCUGGAGGAAGCGUGCAAAAGAAUAAAGAUCCAGUAUGAGUUGAAAACCAAUCUGAAGAGGAAGUACGAAGCCAUAUUUGAAGGGAUCGCCAGACAAGGACAUCAAAUCUUUUUGCAUUGUGUCUACACAGACGUGCACAUGACGCAAGGUGGAAGUGGAGCGGUGAACCUUGAACACGAAGUAAGGCAACAUGAAACGGACUCAGAAUCAACAGAUUCACUUAAAUGCAGCCAACUCUUUGAGCCAUCAUUCCGUAGAGGGAGAGGUAUCCGAACUGUGAUGACAAGGGGUAUCGCAGGCAUAGGAUUAACGGUCGCCGUUCAGAAGUUCAUCGUUGACUGGACGUCAGAAGCAGCUAAUCAGGACAUUCAGUUUGUGUUUCCAAUUCCUUUCCGGGAAAUGAAUUUAGUCAGGGAAAAAAACUACAGUCUGAUAGAUCUCCUCUGCAACUUCUAUCCAGAAAUAAAAGAUAUGGACUUCAUUGAAGCUCCCGACUGCAAGGUUUUGUUCAUCUUCGAUGGCCUGGAUGAGUGUCGGCAUACCUUAAGCUUCCGGAAGAAUGAGCGCUGGCACGACAUAAAGGCACCGGCCUCAGUGGAUAUGCUGCUGACAAACCUCAUCAGGGGGAGGCUGCUUCCAAACGCUCUUGUGUGGAUCACCACGCGAUCAGCAGCUUCCAGUCUGAUCCCCGCUGACUGUGUCAACCUGCUCACCCAGAUGCGAGGCUUCACUGAUGAACAAAAGGAAGAGUACUUCAGGAAGAGAGUGCGUGAUCAGACCCUGGCCACCAAAAUUGUGGAAAAAGUGAAGGAAUCAAGAAGCCUUUACAUCAUGUGCCAUAUACCAUUGUUCUGUUGGAUUUUGGCAACUGUGUACGAGAGGAUGUUUACUGUGACCACAGGAGAGCGUCCCAUGACUGUAACACAGCUCUACACGCACUACAUUCUGCUUCAAACAAAUAUGAAGAGUCAGAAGUAUCAUGGAGGCCAUACCAGUGCACAGAAGUGGACAGAUUCAGACAGGGAGUUCACCAUAAAACUGGGGAAGCUGGCUUUUCAACAGCUGGAAAAGGGCAGCAAAGAAUUCAAUCCGGUAGACCUGAGGGAGGCUGGCCUUGAUGUUACUGAAACGUGUGUGCAGUCAGGGGUGUGCACAGAGAUGUUCUCCCCCAUGUACACAAUGUUCCAGCAGAGAGUGUUCCGUUUCGUACAUCUGAGCAUCCAGGAAUUUAUGGCCGCUUUGUAUGUGUACCUCUCCUUUCGAAACAGCAGUAAGAAUGUUCUUGACCAAGCCCUCACCAAUCCACUUUCAAGGUUAUUCAAAGAACCAUCACUCGUGGAUUUGCACAAGAGCGCAGUGGACAGAGCCUUACAGAGCAAAAAUGGACACCUGGACCUUUUCCUCCGCUUUCUUCUAGGUCUCUCAAUGGACUCCACCCAGGAUCUCUUAAGAGGCCUCCUGACACAGCCGGGAGAUCAUCACAGAGCAACUCCGAACCCACAGACCACACAGAGCAUCGAGGAGACAGUCAGGUAUAUCAGGAAGAAGAUGAGAGAGAACGCCUUCCCAGAGAGGUGUGGCAAUCUGCGCCACUGUCUAGCAGAGUUGCAUGCUGAACCCUGAGCCACUUGAUCCCAAUAACUGUGCUGUAGAAGUACAGUGUUAUAAUUUCCCCAUCCUGUGAUGUGGGGACAGGUCAGACAUGGAGAGUUGUACACCUCUCCCCUAACCUGUUACCCUUCCAGCAUACACAAAAUGAAUGAACUGAACUUACAUAGGGCCUUUCAUGAAGGAGCCCAAUGUGCUUUUUAGCAAAGGUGGAUGAUUCCCCUCAACCACCACCAAUAUGUUGCACCCGUCUGGUCCUGCAUGGUCUGACGUUUUUUGUGCAUUAAAUGCUCCUCCACGGAGUUUUCCCAAAGACAUUCUGCUACUAUUGGUGAAGAAAAACAAAGAUGGAUUAGAAGAUGUACAAGAAUCGGCUUGUAAAUCUCAUCAUCAUUAGAGAAAGUGGAAAAUAAUGAAUUGCCUUAGGUUAGUAAUAAGGGGUGCCUUAAAAUGUUGGUGUUGUUUCCUGUUGGUCAUGGUAUACUAGAUUUGGUGAAACUGUUUUCAUGAAUAUGACAUAUAAGAGCUUGUGAGUUGCAGGGGAUAGUCAGUCCCUGACACACUCUUGACAGACUGGAAGGCAAGGACAUCAGAAAAAAAUAUCAUUUUCACAGUCUGAUUUUG
Megalops cyprinoides (Indo-Pacific tarpon) is the source of this 3126-nucleotide messenger RNA. It is a transcript of the gene nlrc3l, whose product is annotated as NLR family, CARD domain containing 3-like. Bases 322 to 2517 code for a protein of 731 amino acids. The transcript has 7 exons. NCBI's taxonomy places the organism in Eukaryota, Metazoa, Chordata, Actinopteri, Elopiformes, Megalopidae. The record is from RefSeq and is a predicted model, not a curated record.